This is a messenger RNA of Caenorhabditis elegans, 330 nucleotides long. It is a transcript of the gene T03F1.11, whose product is annotated as EF-hand domain-containing protein. NCBI's taxonomy places the organism in Eukaryota, Metazoa, Nematoda, Chromadorea, Rhabditida, Rhabditidae. Gene Ontology annotation, molecular function: calcium ion binding. The record is from RefSeq and is marked reviewed.
UCCGUCAUGGCUACUUGGGAACAUGAACUCCGUGAGAUGUUUUCUCUCCACGACAAGGAUAUGUCUGGAUUCAUCAGCAAAGAUGAUGUGAUCUGCAUGUUGUUGGGAGCUGAGAAGGACGAUAAGAAGGAUCCCGUGUUCAAGACGAACCUCAAAUUUUUGAUUCAAGUCAUCAAGGAGGCCGACAAAGACGGAGACUCCAAAAUCACUUUCGAUGAGUUCAAGGAGUACAUCAACAAAGUCACUUCCUAAAAUUCUUUCAAUUUCUUAAUGUUUUAUCUUUCCAAAAUUUAUAACAAAUCUAAACAAUCUCAACAAUAAACAAUCUAU